AUGAGUGGUAGUGUAGAUUUAUCUGCUUUGAAAGAAAAAGUUUCAUCGAAACUUAAGAGUUCAAACAUGAAACAAAAGGAUAAAAAACCAACAAAAUCAUUUAAAACUGAAAAUAAGAUUGAAGAUGAAGAGCUACGUCAUGAAGCUUUGGCCCUGGGUGCUUCUGAAAAGGAUUUAGAAUUAAUUGGUGAUGACCAAGAUGAUGAUUUAUCUGAACAAGAAUUUGGAGCGGAUGAAGGUGAAGAGGAAGAGGAGUUCAAAGAUGAUUUACAGAAAUUUAUGAAAAAUAUUGGUUUGGAUAAGCAUGUGCAAGAAGGUGUUGAAGAAGAAGAAUCUCUUAGUUCAACCAAAGAAGAACAAGUUGAAGAGGAAGAACCAGAAUCAGACGAAGAAGAACAAGAACAAGAACAAGAAGAUGAAGAAAUAGAAGAAUCUGAACCUGAAACUAAGGAAAACUCUAAUUCUAAAAGCAAAGACUUUGUUGCAGACCUACAUAUGGUCAGAUCUGAUAAAUUAAUCGUGCCAAUUGAAACAGCUUGGUAUAACGUCGAAUUGGAUCCAAAGAUUGAAAAAAAUAUCAAGAAUGAUUACAUCAAAUUAAACAAAGAACAAAUCGAAAAAUUACUAGAGAGAGGUAAACAAGUCUUGGAAAAGGAUAAUCAAACUUACUACCAAGAAUUUUCGAAAGAUUCUUCUCAAAGAAAGUUCAUGUCUCAAAUUUUAUCAGAUGGUACAUUAAACGAUAAAAUUUCUGCUGUCACAUUAUUAAUUCAAGAGGCUCCAUUGCAUAAUACAAAAUCAAUUGAUACUUUAAUGUCUUAUUGCAACAAAAAAUCAAGAAAUUCAGUCUUGCAAAGUUUAAACGCUUUAAAAGAUUUAUUGUUGAACGGUUUAUUACCAGACAGAAAACUAAGAUAUUUCAAAAACCAACCUGGUUUAUCAACUAAUUUGAAUGAUAGAACAUUGGCUAUAUUUUACUUCGAAGAUUACUUAAAGAAAACCUUUUUCAGCAUUUUAGAAAUUUUGGAAAAAUUAUCCCACGAUCCAAUUAUUCAUGUAAGAAAUCAAGUCUUAAACCAUAUCUUUGAUUUCAUUAGUGCUAAACCUGAACAAGAAUUUAACUUGUUGAAAUUAGGUGUUAACAAAUUAGGUGAUAUCGAUUCAAAAGUUGCUUCUAAAACUUCACAUUUAUUAUUGAAACUAGAGCAGGCACAUCCAAAUAUGAAAAGUGUUAUUAUUGAUUCAAUAGUUGAUACAAUCUUAAGACCAAACUCCGAUUAUCAUGCAACUUAUUAUGCCGUUAUUACAUUAAAUCAAACUAUCUUAAGAAAAUUCGAAGAUGAAGUCGCUAAUAAGUUGAUUAAAACUUAUUUCACUUUAUUUGAAAAAUUCCUACUUGAUACUGAUAAAGAUAAUGCCGAAAACAAAGAUAUUGAAGUUAAAAGUGAUGCUAGAGGUUAUGAAAAUAAGAGAAAGAAGAAUUUCAAGAAAGGUAAAAAUGGUGGCAAAUCAGUAAAGAAUGAGCAAAAGACUGAAGAAGAAGUUAUCUCCGAAAAGAACUCUAAAUUAUUUAGUGCUCUAUUGACAGGUGUCAACCGUUCUUUCCCAUUUGCCCAACUAGCAUCUACAGUUUACGAACCACAUUUAGAUACCUUAUUCAAAAUUACACAUUCCUCCAACUUCAAUACAUCUAUCCAAGCGUUAGUUUUAAUUAACCAAGUUACUUUCAAAGCUAAGUUAAACUCUGAUAGAUAUUACAAAACUCUUUACGAAAGUUUACUCGAUCCAAGAUUAAUUUCUUCUUCAAAACAAGGUAUCUAUUUAAAUUUACUUUACAAGUCAUUGAAGAGGGAUACAGGUGAUAUUGCCAGAGUUGAAGCAUUUGUUAAGAGAAUUUUACAAGUUUCUUUACAUUGGUUAAAUGCUGGUACUAUCGCCGGUUUCUUAUAUUUAUUAAUCCAAUUAAUUAAAGUCUUCCCAGAAAUUAAGAAUUUAUUAACAAAUACCAUCGUUGACCAUGAAUAUGCUAGUGACAACGAAGAAGAAUCCAGCAUUGAAAAGAAAGUUAGAGUUUAUGAUCCUCGUAAGCGUGAUCCAAAGUUCGCUAAUGCUGAUAAAGCUUCUUUAUGGGAAAUCACAGAUUUCUUGAACCAUUACCACCCUACAGUUCAAACGUACGCUUCUGCUAUCGUAAAUGCUAGCAAAAGUAAAAAAGAAGAUAUCAAUAAAAUUGAAAACGAUGAAGAUAAUAUUGAGAUUGUCAAGCCAGAUUUAGGUCUAUUCACACUUACUCAUUUCUUAGAUAGAUUUGUUUACAGAAAUGCCAAGACUAAAACUACUACCAAAGGUGGUUCCAUCAUGCAACCUCUAUUUGGUGGUUCUCAAAUCAAUGAUUCUUUAUUAGUGAAAAGUACCGAUAACAUUGACAGAGUUGGCGAGGCUCCAAUGAAUUCUAUUGAUUGGUUAAACACUAAAGUUAGCAACAUCAAACCGGAUGAAAAGUUUUUCUAUCAAUAUUUCUCGAAUAAAAAGAGUGCUAUUAGAAAACAUAAUAAAGAUUCAUCAAAGAGGGACACUUUUGACGAAGACAGUGAUCUAGAUGAGACAGAAAUUUGGGAUGCUCUAGUGAAAUCUAGACCUGAUAUUGAAGAAGAUAGUGAAGAUGAUCUAGACCUUUCAAUGAGUGAUUUCACCGACAGUGAAAACGAAGAUGAAGAUAUCGGUGCAAUCGAAGGUAUGUCUGAUGAUGAUGAAGAAGAAGGACGUGAAAUCUCUGACAACGAAGCCAAAGAGCUAGAGGCUAUGUUCAACCAAGACAUUACUGCUGUUGAAGAUGUAAACGAAGAAGGUAAAUUUGACUCCAGUGAUGAAGAUGAAGAUGAACAAUUCUAUAGUUUCCGUGAUGAAGAGAACGAUAUUAUUUCAUCAUCAUCAUCUGAAGAAGAAGAAGAAGUUGAACAAAAGAAACCUGGUAAUAUGAAACGUAAACACGAAAAUAGUGAUCCUAAAGAAACUACCUCAAAUAAAAAACAAGAUAGAAAGAAAGAAAUUAAGAAACUACCACUAUUUGCAUCUGCUGAAGAUUAUGCUCAAUAUCUAAAUUCCGAUGAAGAUUAA
Molecule: messenger RNA, 3117 nt
Organism: Tetrapisispora phaffii CBS 4417
Lineage: Eukaryota; Fungi; Ascomycota; Saccharomycetes; Saccharomycetales; Saccharomycetaceae
Gene: MAK21
Product: RNA-binding ribosome biosynthesis protein MAK21
Exons: 1
Coding region: 1-3117 (1038 amino acids)
Cellular component (GO): nucleus
Source: RefSeq, a predicted model, not a curated record